Messenger RNA from Auxenochlorella protothecoides, 705 nucleotides. RefSeq lists its product as hypothetical. The transcript has 3 exons. NCBI's taxonomy places the organism in Eukaryota, Viridiplantae, Chlorophyta, Trebouxiophyceae, Chlorellales, Chlorellaceae. The record is from RefSeq and is a predicted model, not a curated record. The coding region runs from base 1 to 705 and encodes 234 amino acids.
AUGGCAUUUGCGUCGAGCAAGGUCCAUGGCUCUGUGGCAGCCAAUGGAGGCCAGUCCCUGGCCUGCCGGCAGCCCCAGCCCGCCUCCCGCCACCUGGCCUCCCGCCCCGCCCCCACCACCGCCAAGGGCGAGGGCAUGAAGCCCUUCGACGGCUUCCGCAAGGUCGGGGGCCAGAGGGGAAACAUGAAGCGCGACGUGACUGACGGCACCAAGCGCAUCAAGCUACCGGUGGGCACCAUUCCCUUUGACUCUGGGGAGCGGCGUGGGGACAACAAGAACCUGAAGGCCAUCGAGGUGUACAACGGGCGCAGCGGGGUGUUCAAGCAGAGGGAGGUGGCGGGCAAGGCCUCGCCACGCAUCCUGGGGCGCAUCGAGCAACUGCGCCUGUUGAGCAAGCUGGAGAGCGCGGGCCUGCUCUCCGCCAUCGAGCGCGGCGGCUUCACGCUGUCCGACAUCGAGAAGUACGGCCUGCUCAGCACGACUGAGAGCCUGGGCCUCAUCUCCGCCGCGGCAGACAGGAACACGCCACGGCUCCUGUUCGGUGCAGCUGCAGCCCUGCUGGCUGCCGCGCCUGCCCUGGUGUACUUUGUGCCCGACACCAGCAACUGGCUGAUUGCUGGACAGGUGGCGGCAGCCGUCCUCCUGGUCCUGGGUGGCACCGCCGCUUAUGGCGGAGCUGCGCUGCUCACCGCCCUCCACAAAUGA